AUAACGAAUAUCGAUUUAUCAACUACGGAAACGGAAGUGAUGUGUGAGAGGUUAUAAAACUGAAAUUAUAAAAAUCUAGGAAACUUCAAAUGAAAUGAAGUAGAAAGAUAUUUAUUCAAAAUAAAUAGUAAAUAGCUUAUGAGAAAAUUCCGGAAAAAGUUUCGCUGAUAAAGGCUGUUGGCAUUAGUGUUUCUAAAACAGGACAUGUUCACCGCAAAUUUUAAAAGGAUUCAAAUCAUAGGGUAUGCAAAAAAAGCAAAAAAUAAUUUCUAAUCUCAUAUCUAGUAUGAGAACCAAAAUAUGUAAUAGAGGAUAUUUAGGUUAUGAGAAACUAAAUAUAAAAUUGCUAUAAAACUAUUAAUAGAUGGAAUAUAGGUAAAAAUAUUUUUUCAAUCAAAUGCAAGAGGAUAAUAUGUUUCCUUGGCAACACUUGACAACAAAAAUAUAUUAUAGACAAAACUUCUCAACAAAAAUCUACUGAAAGUUGUUGACAAUCAUUAUCAUGUGGAUAUAAAUUGUAUCUAAAAAAAAUUCUACGACAGUAUAUUUUGCCUACUCAGUUUUACAGCCUAUUAUUGCUUAUAUAGUCGUUUACUGUUUUGUAGAUUUUUAUAAAAUACGGUAUUGUUUUUGUAUAUUUUGAGUCUCACUUUGGUAUAAAAAAUCAAGUUAUAUUUUUUAGAUAAUGUAAAUUAUAAUUAUUCCCUCAAAAAAAACCAAGACACCUAUAAUAGCUUGUUUUUAUGAAAAAAAAACAUUUAGGCAUAUAGGCUACGGUACCGGUAUAGCGCAGAUUAUUGAAACUUAUGUUGAAAGAUAUAAUGGAGGAUAGAGCAUAUCACUCAGUCUAUAAGGGAGGUGGAUUGUAUCACAAUCAUAAGGUCGAAUAUAGUUCAAAAACACAUUCUUUGAUCAAAAGGCUCCUCGACGAGAGUAAACUUUCAAUACUGCAGAGGAAAACGUUGCAAAAUUCACUAAGCAAAGGAGAACCACUGCCAGGACCUUGCUUGAGUAGUAGGGAAAAUUGUAAGAAAAUAUGCCAGAAACAAAUUUUUAUCCGACCUUUGACUUCCAAGAAAAGAACACAGGAGACUAUACUUGAAUCUGGAGCUUAUGAACCGGACAAAUAUUAUUCAACAAAACAACCAAAAGAUAAUGAGAAAGAAAAAUUGAGAUUACAGAAUUUGAUGGCUUAUGGCAGGGAAGAGUCAACUGAAUCUAAAGAUGUGAAGACAAGACUCAGAAUGACUUCCAGUGCACCUUCCAAGCGAGGAGCAACUGAGAAAGACGAAUUAUUUGAUCAUUUGCUUCAGGAAGUUGAAGAAAGGGAAGAAUUCUUGGAAGACAUGGAAAAGCUGGGAGAAGCAAAGAAGUACAAGGAAAUGAUAGAGAAUGAGAUUGCAUCGAAAAUGAGGAACAUGGAGCUGAUCGAUAAGAAAAGAUUUGAAAAGCAGACAGGAGCAGUGGCUAAAUAUCGAAAUCAAUUCAAUUGUAGAGGUCCUCCGAAAUCUCUGCCUCUGACAUCUCUAGAUCUACCCAAUAUUAAAUAGAUGCAACAGCAUCUAUAUUGAAUUGAUAUCUAUUUUAAAUAGUAUUUAUAUUGAAUAGAUAAAGCUAAAUUAGGUACCGUAGUGGUUUUCUUACAUACAUUUUGAUAACAAAGAAAUCAACUCUAAUACAGUGCUUUAUUUUGAAAAGUGAGAAUCAUCAAAUUCAAGCAAUUAGAUUGAUCAACACUAAAUUAAUAGUUAGGAUUAAAGCUCAAAUUACUAGUAAAAAUAAGAUACAUAACUUUUUAUCACGGAAAUAUAUAAUUUUAUUUUUUUAUGGAACAAUAGGGAACCAAAUUAUUGAAUCCAUUAUUAUAAUAUUGUCAUAAAAAUGGCGAUCAAAUUUAUUGCCGUUGUGCAUUAUCUUAUAGUGAUGACCAAAAUUUUAAAUGGCUGAUUUUUAUAAUACACUGAUUUUAUAUUACACUGAAAAGCAUCAGAAAUUGCAACAUUUUUGGAAGGAAAUGAAAUAUUUAUUGAACCUUGGAGAAAUACAUUUCCAUAACUUUGAACAUUGUGUUUUUAUCAUUUGAAUAAACUUGAAAACCUUGCUAUAAUUCUGUAAUCAAUAUUUAUUCAUCGUGAUUGAUGUAUGACUAUUCUAAGUGAACGGGAGACGAGAUACCAUAUCAUUCUGAUUAGAUAUGUGCUCAUCAGUACUUCCACUUGACGGGUGACCGUAUUUUGGUCAGAUUCACUAUGGUACCAUUCAGUCGAUUGCUUUCAAAAUUACUUUCGAACUCGGCGGUUCGGGAAAAACUCAAGUUUCUUUCAUCAUAUUCUAGUCCAGUCAAAUAGUCUUUUUUCAGUAAACACCCCUGAAAGAAUUUUUCUCGACGGUUCUAUAUGUAUUUUGG
Messenger RNA from Nilaparvata lugens (brown planthopper), 2407 nucleotides. RefSeq names its product UPF0193 protein EVG1. The transcript is spliced from 4 exons. The coding region runs from base 807 to 1550 and encodes 247 amino acids. NCBI's taxonomy places the organism in Eukaryota, Metazoa, Arthropoda, Insecta, Hemiptera, Delphacidae. The record is from RefSeq and is a predicted model, not a curated record.